Molecule: messenger RNA, 827 nt
Organism: Vigna angularis (adzuki bean)
Lineage: Eukaryota; Viridiplantae; Streptophyta; Magnoliopsida; Fabales; Fabaceae
Product: RING-H2 finger protein ATL33
Exons: 1
Coding region: 56-679 (207 amino acids)
Biological process (GO): protein ubiquitination
Source: RefSeq, a predicted model, not a curated record
UAGUAAUAAUAAAUAUUAAUAAUAAUUAUAAUCCAUUCUCUCUCUUUCUCUAUCGAUGCAAAACUCACCAACGGUCGUCGCGGCUCCGCCGCCGCGUCCCGCCGGCCAAAUCACCGUCAUACCCUUCCCGCCGCCGCAUCCCUUCGACGGCGCCCCCAGCUCCAUAUUUCAGAUCACCGUCCUCCCCUUUCCCCCGCCGCCGCCGUUCGCUGACCCUCCCAGCUCCGUCGAUCUCUCCCCGCUCGAGUUUCUCCUCGCACUCCUCGCCGUCGUGACCAUCCCGGCCCUAAUUUACACCUUCAUCUUCGCCUUCGGUUGCCCCUCGCACCGCCGCCGCCGGGAUCCCUCCGAUAGCGAGCCCUCCGUCGCGUCAGAGGCCUCCCACCGUGAUAUCGAACUCGCCAGCGUCGACGCAGGGGUGAAGUACCGGAAAGAGGAGCACUCCAAGGAGAUCGGCGGCGAGUGCCCGGUGUGCCUCUCGGUGUUCGCCGACGGCGAAGAAGUCCGGCAGCUGAGCGCGUGCAAACACUCGUUUCACGCCUCUUGCAUUGACUUGUGGCUCAGUAACCACUCCAAUUGCCCGAUUUGUCGCGCCACCAUAGCCGUCGUCGCCGCCGCCAAACCCAACGGUGAUUUGCACGAGAGACACCGUGAGCGUGAUGAGUCAAGUACGGUUUGAUUUCUAAUUUUUUCUAUUUUUUUUAAAUAUGGAGUUUUUAAGUUUUACAUUUAUGAUGUUCUAUAUUACCCUAGAGUACAGAGUUUCUGAGUAGUUUCCACUCCAAAAGGUUCAGUGGCAGUUGAAUAAAGUUUGAAUUGCAGUGUAA